Hydractinia symbiolongicarpus is the source of this 1987-nucleotide messenger RNA. Its product is annotated as 4-aminobutyrate aminotransferase, mitochondrial-like. Gene Ontology annotation, cellular component: mitochondrion. The record is from RefSeq and is a predicted model, not a curated record. Gene Ontology annotation, molecular function: pyridoxal phosphate binding. Gene Ontology annotation, biological process: GABA catabolic process. NCBI's taxonomy places the organism in Eukaryota, Metazoa, Cnidaria, Hydrozoa, Anthoathecata, Hydractiniidae. Bases 37 to 1578 code for a protein of 513 amino acids. The transcript has 16 exons.
UGAAUAAAAACAUUUACACAACAAGCUGGGCUUGGAAUGGCUAGAGCUGUUUUUAAGUCAGCAUGCUUUAAAAAUCAAGCACUGGUUAAUAUUAGUUUACGAAAUACAAUUGUGUUUGGAAGUAAAAAUGUUUUCAGAAAUGUUGUCUCAUCAGCUACAGAAGAUGGAUCCUAUAUGUAUCCAGAGAUGAAAACAAGUGUUCCUGGUCCAAUUUCCUUAAGGAAAAUGAAUGAACUAGAAAGAAUGAAUAAAAUGGGAUCUGUUCAUUUCUUCGCUGAUUACGAAAAAUCUAAAGGCAAUUAUAUUGUUGAUGUGGAUGGAAAUUUGUAUCUUGAUAUUCUUAAUCAAAUAUCAUCAUUACCAUUAGGUUAUAAUCAUCCUGCACUAGAAGAAGCUGUUUCAUCACCAUAUCUAAAGAGUCUUAUGGUAAACCGACCUGCUAUGGGUGUAAACCCACCUUCAGAUACAUAUGAAUUAUUGCAAGAAACUUUACUUAAAGUUGCUCCCAAAGGUCUGGAUAAUGUUCAAACAAUGAUGUGUGGAUCUUGUUCAGUAGAGAAUGCGAUGAAAGCUGCUAUGAUUAAAUAUCGGGCGUACCAGCGUGGCAGUUACCUGCCAACUGAUAUAGAAUUAGAGAGUUGCAUGAGACAAGAGCUUCCUGGAACUCCAGAUAUCUGCUUUUUAUCAUUCAGUCAAAGUUUUCAUGGUAGAACCAUGGGUGCUUUGUCCCUAACAAGAUCCAAGGGAAUGUACAAGGUUGAUAUUCCUGGCUUUAGAUGGCCUGUUUCAGAUUUUCCAUUCCUAAAAUAUCCUCUUUCCGAUCAUGUACAUUAUAACCAAGAAGAAGAAGCAAGAUGUUUAGAUAUGACAAGACAACAAAUUCGUGAAUCCAACGAAAGGGGUGUUUACGUUGCAGGCCUGAUUGUAGAACCAAUACAAGCGGAAGGAGGCGACAACAACGCAUCACCUGCUUUCUUCAGAUCAUUACAAGAAAUUAUCGGAGAGGUGAAUGGAGCGUUUAUAUGUGACGAAGUUCAAACAGGUGGUGGGCCGACUGGAAAAUUCUGGGCUCAUGAGCAUUGGGAUUUGCCAACACCUCCAGACUUUGUCACCUUUGCUAAAAAAAUGCUCGUUGGUGGUUUUUACUUUAAGGAGGAAUUCCUACCAAAACAGGCAUUCCGUAUUUUUAACACCUGGAUGGGUGAUCCUGCCCGUGUUGCGUUAUUGAAAGCAGUUAUUCAAGUCAUCGAACAAGAUGAUCUUCUCUCCCGAGUUAGAAAAUCGGGAGAAGUUUUGAUGGAAGGGUUACACGACCUAGAGAAACGAUAUCCUGAAAGUGUCGAAGAUGCACGUGGCGUUGGAACAUUUUGUGCUAUAUCCUGCUCUACACCUGAGUUGAGAGACCAGUUAUCGUUGACAAUGAGAAAUCUCGGGUUGCAAAAUGGCGGCAAUGGUAAAAGAAGUAUUCGAUUUCGUCCAUCUUUGAUAUUUAAUGAAAGUCAUGCUGUAGUGACCACACAUCUUAUGGAAGAAGCUAUCAACAUAUGUCGUAAGGCUAGGUUAAGACACGGUCGUUAGGGUUUUAUCUUAUACAUAUUUUAGGUAGUUUAUAUAUCGUAUAUUGAAUUAUGUUUACUUCUUACGCAAUAAUAUUUUUUUUAUGUACGUCAGGGUCAGAUACAGUUAUAGGUAGACUGAAGCCUACAUUGAGAAUUCAGUUUUCUGUUAUAAAAACGGUUGUAUUGUUGUCAUUUUUCGACAAAUUUAGAGCCAUUUUAGACAUUUAAACGGUAAAUGCACUUAUUAAGAAUUUUUUACUUAAGCCUACUUUAAGAAAAUCUGUGGCUCCGACCCUGUAGCUACGUAGCACUCGAUAUAAAACGUAGAAAAUUUGAUUUCAUUGUAUUAUUUAUGCAAGUUGUAUAGCUCUGCUUAUUUUUUAAAAGCAAUGUAUUUAGAUUUUAAACAAUAUAUUUUAGUCUAAUAA